AUGGUCGAGACCGACCUCGUCCCGCGCAUUGGGGCUGCGAUCCAAUGGUCAGUCGAGUCGCCCGCUCACGUUGUUAUCACCUUGCUCGGCGCGGUAGUCCUCUUCCAUGUCGUACCAUACAUCACCAACACCGCUUGUAUCAAGUAUCCCGGCCCCUUCUUCGCCAAGUUUACCGACUUCUGGCUGCUGAGGACAGCUCUGAUCGGUCACCGCUUCGAGGAGGUUCACAAACAGCAUCAGAAGUAUGGCAAAUUCGUCCGUAUCGCUCCAAAUCAUGUUUCUAUCGCCGAUCACGAGGCGCUGCAACCCAUCUACGGCCACGGUACCGGCACGCUCAAGCCUGCGUACUACGACGCAUUUGUACCGCCUCGUCCCUUCCCACGCGGUCUGUUCAACACGCGCGACCGUGCCGAGCAUACGCGCAAGCGAAAGAUCGUUUCGCAUACAUUUGCACCCAAGACCAUCGUCGCUUUCGAGCCCUUCAUUCGCCGUGAGGUGCAGCUUCUGCUCGAACGAUGGGACGAGUUCUGCGACAAGGCUACCAAGGACAACACGGAAGGACCUCGUGGUAUCAAGGGCCGUGCUUGGCUUGACUCGCUCAUGUGGCUCAACUACUUUGCCUUUGACACGAUCGGUGCGCUGGCGUUUGGCAAAACAUUUGGCAUGCUCGAGAACGGCGUGGAUCAGGCCAAGGUCGAGUACGAGGAUGCCAACGGAAACAAACAGGUCGAUUACUGCUCAGCGGUUCAGAUUAUCAACGAACGAGGAGAAUUUUCUGGCACCAUGGGUCUGGCUCCUGUGUGGAUGCGCCCGUAUCUGAUCAAACUGCCCUGGUUCUCGAGCAGGUUGAAGUCGGUCAAGAAGCUCACAGGGAUCGCGCUCGCACGUGUCAAUGAUCGUCUGCAAAAUGGCUCCGAGCGUGAAGACCUGCUCGCUAAACUGCAAGCUGCCAAAGACGACCGCGGUGAACCGAUGGGCAAGAUGGAACUGACCGCGGAAGCACUCACCCAGCUCAUCGCUGGCUCUGACACAACGUCUAACACUUCUUGCGCUAUCGUGUACCACCUGGCUACGCACCCGGACAAGAUGCGCAAGCUGCAGGCCGAACUUGACCGCGAACUGGAGCAUGCCGAAGAGGUACCGUUGCAUGCCGAUGUGCAGGAGCUGCCGUACCUGCAAGCGGUGCUAAGCGAGUCGCUGCGUUACCAUUCGACCUCUGCUAUUGGUCUUCCGCGUGUCAUUCCCGCUGGUGGUGCUACCGUGUGUGGGCAGCAGUUCCCCAGUGGGACUAUUCUGUCAGUACCAGCGUACACGCUGCACCGCGACAAGUCGGUGUUCGGAGCGGAUGCUGAAGAAUACAAUCCGGAUCGAUGGCUUGCACCUAACGCCAAGCGCGAUUUCGAGAAAGCCUUUAUUCCUUUUUCUGUUGGACCCCGAGCUUGCGUAGGACGCAAUGUGGCCAUGAUGGAGCUUUCCAUUCUGAUCGCUGCCAUUUUCCGACGCUACGACAUUGUGCUCGCCGAGCCCGAUAAGCCGCUGGACACGUUUGAGGGUUUCCUGCGCAAGCCCGUCAAGCUCGAAGUUGGACUUAAGCGACGUAACUGA
Molecule: messenger RNA, 1605 nt
Organism: Mycosarcoma maydis (corn smut)
Lineage: Eukaryota; Fungi; Basidiomycota; Ustilaginomycetes; Ustilaginales
Product: putative Benzoate 4-monooxygenase cytochrome P450
Exons: 2
Coding region: 1-1605 (534 amino acids)
Molecular function (GO): iron ion binding; oxidoreductase activity, acting on paired donors, with incorporation or reduction of molecular oxygen; monooxygenase activity
Source: RefSeq, a predicted model, not a curated record